Messenger RNA from Guillardia theta CCMP2712, 2679 nucleotides. RefSeq lists its product as hypothetical. Gene Ontology annotation, molecular function: protein binding. The record is from RefSeq and is a predicted model, not a curated record. Lineage: Eukaryota; Cryptophyceae; Pyrenomonadales; Geminigeraceae. The transcript is spliced from 13 exons. Bases 1 to 2679 code for a protein of 892 amino acids.
AUGUCCAGUUGCGCCAAGGUGAACAUGGCGUUGAAGCGCUUCGGGCGUCCGGGAGACACGAGGGAGGACGUGAUCUCGCGCUGUGGAUGCGAGCCCCCUUACUGUGCCACGUGCCCACUGCGAGGGAAGAUCCACCUGACGACGAGGACGAUGCUCCUGUACAAGGACCUGACGGGGAGGAGGAUUAAUGUCACCACAGCGAUGAGGUCGGGGAUCAAUGAAACAGCGUUCCCUGGACUUUCUCUCCUUGCCUAUCACUGCGAUCAAGCGAGAGGGCAUCAAGCUCAGCUCGACUACCUGCUGUGCAGGUACGUGGAGGAUGGUCACCAAGACUUCAUUGCAAAGCUGAUUCAGCUGGGAGCCAACGUUCACCAGCGCGAUGCAAAUGAGAUGACUUUGCUUCACGAAGCCGCUUGCCAGGGCCACACUGAAGUGGUGGAGCUGCUUCUUGACCUGAACCUGGAUUGUUAUGCCGUUGAUGAGUAUAAGAGGACGCCGUUACAUUGGGCAGCUUUCUUUGGGCAUCUUGCGGUGAUCAUCGCUAUGUUCAAACAUCCCAACGGUAUCAAACCAUCCGAGCACGUGAAGAUGAUCUACAAGGAAGACGACGAGAGGGACAGUGCUUUCAGCCUCGCGAUAAUCGCAGGAAGACCUGCGUGCUAUAGUUUCUUCUCUCGAGUCAAAGACAAAGGCUUCGACGAAGCUGAGCGACUGGCGCAGGACGAUCUCGAGUACCUCAAGACUUGCCCGAGGGAAAUGGAGCAGCUGAUGAAACUGCACGAGGCCAUCCAGCAAGAAAAUCUCAAGGAGGAAUUGGAAGACCAGAAGGAGGAGGAGGAACGUUCGGAUAGGGGAAUUCCUAACUUGAACUUCAACAAGACCCAGCGAUGCGUCGUCGGAGUCGGGAAUCACACCAUUGUCAACGAGCUGCCCUGGGGGCCAGGGACUGAUAACCCCACGCCUUGGGUUUGCUGGUUCUGUGAAUCGGAGUUUGGAAGGUGCGCAGAAGCUAUCGAGCACGAGCUCCAGUGCUGUCACGAUUACGGAUUUAUGUAUGACCCAGAACGGGGUUGGUUGAAGAACGAGAGCGAUCAGAUUGUGAAGCUGGGAAUCAAAGGGCUGGACUCCAGGAUCCUUGCCAAUGACAGGGAGACCAUGGACAUCGAGGACAUGGCGGAAGGGAUAUAUAACAACUUUAUCUUGAAGGAGAAGUCGAAAAGAUCUGAGCAGACCCUGCCCCCCCACUGGUCCAAGGCCCUAAGGAACUUCCACAGUAGGGCCCAGACUGAGCCGCAGAAGCUGGCGGAGGAGAUGAAGAAGAUGUUCUUGUGCUCCUCGGGCCUUUUGAGACCCUUCGACUUCAAUCAGACUGAGUAUCCCGUCGGAAUCGCCACCAAAACAAGGUAUGAGCAGCUGCCCCCGUAUCUGCGGGACAAGGAGAAAUAUGCUCAGUUCAUGGUGGGAGAGGACGUCAAGCCUCCGCAGUUGGAGAGCCAUGCAGAGGAAGGGAUGCGGCUGCUUUCAGACCUCUCCCCCAAGGAAAAGGCAGCGCUGGGGAUUGAGCAGAGCGGCGCCACGUCGCAGACGAGCUCCUUGCUGAGGAGGAAGAAGAUCAAUGCGAUGAAUAAGGACGACCUUAUCGAUGCGCUCGAUCGAUACGGCUUCGGGGACUACUCUGUCAAGAACACUAUUGCGCUCAAACAGCUCCUUAUUGAUGUCGAGACCGAGCUGGGGCUGAUUCUUCCUCCCCCUGACUGGAACCAGAAGAAGAGAAGGUUGAUGCAGAUAGAUCAGAGAUUUCUGCGGAAGAAAAUGGCCAUGGCAGUGGAGACUGUGGAGGAGACCCCAGCUGCAGUUGACAAGAACGUCAAGAAGAACGAGGAGGGCGAGGACCAGGACAUGUUGGAUGAGGUGGACAAGACAUGUUGGAUGAUGGAUGACGAAGACAAUGAUGCAGGUGAUACGAGCGAUGGGAUGAAGCAGCUGAUGAAGGCGAUGGGGCUGCAAAGCCUGUGGGGCUGCACCGCUCUCGCUCUAGUGGUUGUUAGCUUUGUUUCGGGCUGCUUCCUCCUGCUAACAUUCACUUCGAUCCUCUGGCUCCCGGUGUUGCUGUUCACGGCUGCCUCCCAGUUGUUGGUCUUGACCUCCAAGGUUUUGUUCAGGAUUGGAGAUCGAGGGAUUUUGAACCUUGCGCGGAAGACUAGUGCGGCCGUUUCCGGUUUCUUCUCGGCGGCCGAAGAAACUCUUUUUGAGCAGACAAUAGCCAUGGAGAGGCACCAGUACACAGAUGUUAUGAGGGACCCUGGGUUUCUGCGAGCAAUCUUCGACACUAUGCCUGGUGUAGACUCCGAGUCUGCGCUGGCGAGGAUGGAAGCUCUGUCCAAGUGGAGACACAGCCAUGAAGACCUGAGCGUGCUUGAGGGAGCAAAUGCUCCCGAUCGUCAGCGCGAGGGCGUCGGUGACCUUGAAUUUUCUCUGAGCAACUCAACGAAAAGCUCGAUCAAGAAAUUGUCCAGUCUUGGACUGUUUGAACAGAUACCAGUGAUUGAUACAAACUGCGAAGAGGGAGUGAGGUGGCUGGUCGACCAUCCGAAUGGCAGGGCCAUCAAGGUGUACAGGAAAUCACUGAAUAGAUAUCUUGAUGCCUUCACUCACGUCGCCUUUGAUUUUUGGAAUUGA